This is a messenger RNA of Xylaria bambusicola, 873 nucleotides long. RefSeq lists its product as uncharacterized. The record is from RefSeq and is a predicted model, not a curated record. Gene Ontology annotation, molecular function: oxidoreductase activity. NCBI's taxonomy places the organism in Eukaryota, Fungi, Ascomycota, Sordariomycetes, Xylariales, Xylariaceae. Bases 1 to 873 code for a protein of 290 amino acids. The transcript is spliced from 2 exons.
AUGGCUGACGAAACUGCUUUGGCCGACUUCCCUUCGCUCUUCUCGUUGAAGGGCAAGGUCGCCGUCGUGACGGGCGGAUCGCGAGGUUUAGGACUGAAUGCAGCUUCAGCCUUUCUCCAGGCCGGCUGCGCUAAAGUAUUCAUCACGUCGCGAAAGGCGAAAGCCUGCGAGGCGGCCGUGGCGCAACUUAACAAGCUCCCCAACCUCCAGCCCGGCGCGCGCGCCAUCUCUGUCCCUGCCGACAGCGCCACCCUCGUCGGCAUCGAGUCGCUUGUGGCUCAGGUAUCGCAGCACACGGAUCACGUCGAUAUCCUGUUUGCCAAUGCCGGCGCGACCUGGGGCGAGCAGUUCGAUACCCACCCAGAGUCGGCCUUCGCAAAGGUCAUGGACCUCAACGUCAAGUCGGUGUUCGUGACGGUGCAGAAGUUCGCGCCGCUUCUGCAGAAGCGUGCCACCCUUGACGAUCCUUCACGUGUCAUCAUCACAGCCAGCACGGCGGGCUUGGGCGUCGGAACUCUAGGUCGCCAGGCUACAUUCGGGUACUCGGCCUCCAAGGCCGCGGCGGUGCACCUGGGACGAAACCUCGCGGUCGAGCUCGGUCCCAGACACAUCCUGGUGAACUCGAUUUGCCCAGGUUUCUUCCCUACGAAGAUGGCAAAUGGUUUGCUGGAGAUGACGGGUGGACUGGAGAAGCACGCCAAGGCGAACCCGUCACGUCGACUGGGAAGGCCAGAGGACAUCGCCGGAGUCGUCGUCUAUCUUUCUAGUCGGGCUGGUGCCCAUGUCAAUGGCGCCACCAUUCAGAUCGAUGGCGGGUCGCUCUGGAGUUCUGGACAGCUUAUCGAGGCAAAAGAACCAGAACCAAAGCUCUAA